AUGUCGGUCUCGCGAAUCCCAUUUGAGAUCUGGGGCAAGAUCUUUCUCUUGUCUGUACAGGUCCGCGAUAACAAGCUACCGAAACUCCACCCGGACGAAGGUCCACUCCUCCUUCUAAGAAUCUCCCGAACGUGGCGAGACGUCGCUACCAAAAGUCCUCAUCUCUGGACCCAUCUCGCGAUACCUUACAAAGAUGACAAGCGUAUCAUUCCACUACUUCGCAUGUGUCUCGCCUUUUCAAGCCCGCAUCCGUUGACUAUCAGCCUAGUCGGCCUUGUCUAUGAAACUGAGCGGUCUGAGGCCGUCGAGCCCCAGUUUGUCAACGCGUUAUGCGCUCACGUAGAUCGUUGGAAGAGCAUCCGACUACGUCUAUGGCACGAUUCCUCUGUACAGACUCUUUCUACUCACAUGAAACGCUACGCUGACAUCUUCCUAAAGGACGACCACGAUCCAAUCCAUUCCACAGAGAUAUUUGAAGUUAAACCUUCCAACAACUGCGACCUCCAUACGACAGACGACGCAGUCUCUAAGAUUUCGCAUGGCGCUCAGUUCUUUCAUCUUCGCCUAUCAUAUCCUUCGACAGAUCUAGUUGUCCUACGCGAAUUCCUCGCGAGCCUAUCCGCCAUUCGCACUCUGACCUCUUUAGACAUCGAUGUUCCCUACAUCAGGCCGGUUGCCUCACUCUUUGACGGCGACGACGAUAUGCCUACGCCACAACAGUGUUUCCUCUACCUUCGCUCAUUAAAUAUAACCACCGAUACGCCCGUUGCGAUGGAAAAGAUUGUGGCUUUCAUCUUCCCGCCAAAUCUCCAGUCCAUCAGAGUCGCCGUCACCGAUAUCGAUGGUUGGUAUAGUUUCAAUGAUCUUACCCAGAGUUUGCAGUCCCUGCUACGUGGAUGCGCGUCUUCACUCGAGACCGUCGGUCUCAGUAAAUUUCAUGAUUUUGUGCGAAUUACGCCGACCUUGAUGUUCGAGAUGCCUUGUUUGAAGUCAAUCAUAUUUCGAGAGGCACUAAUUGUGGAUGAGUACGUUGAAAUCUUCGAAGCAUUUACGCUCUAUUUCUCUCCCACUGGACGCUUACGUGGGGAGAAUAUCACAACCCUGCAGCACUUUCAACUGGACGUCGUAAUGCCUCUCAUGACAAUCCAAUCCGACUCGUUAAUCCCACUCACUGUAAACGAGGCGUUCUUCGGUGCGCUGGUGAAUAUGAUUCGCUCGCGAUCAGUAGAUCUCCCGGAUAACCCCACAACUUUCGAUGGGCGGAGAGUCCAGCCAUUACUAUCAUUGAGUCUCGGUCCUGGGAUGAUGGAGACAUACAGGCUUUGUAGUGCCCAUUUCAGUGCUUCCACCAGGGAACGAUGGGACUCUAUCUCGGGUCUCAUACAAGAGGUGUUGAUGGAUUGA
Messenger RNA from Stereum hirsutum FP-91666 SS1, 1404 nucleotides. RefSeq lists its product as uncharacterized. The coding region runs from base 1 to 1404 and encodes 467 amino acids. The transcript has a single exon. The record is from RefSeq and is a predicted model, not a curated record. Lineage: Eukaryota; Fungi; Basidiomycota; Agaricomycetes; Russulales; Stereaceae.